AUGUAUAGGCGGUGGAAGGAGAGCGAGUGGGGGAGGGCAUCCAGUCGUGUGCGCGACGAGCGGUCGCACGAGAGGUGGGUCGGAGGGUCGUUCGACGUGGGCCUAUUUUUGGGCGUGGACGUCCUCGACCAGGACACACGGACGAAUCCAGCUGGCACAAGUCGGACGGCCGAGAUAUCAUCGUCUCGGAAUGUGCCCCUUUCCACCCGUACGGAGACGUUCGUCACAUCGCCCUCGCGUCUGAGCAUUCCUGGUGCCGCCACGAAGGGCGGAAGGAGCUCCCGCCAUGACGAAGACUCCCCGUUGCAGACAGACGAGUCGCGGAGCGCCCAUUCCUCUACUGCGCUUAUAUUCAGACCUACUCCAGGUGCACCGGCUAGUCACUCGCCUCACGUCCGUUUCGAACAAACGUCCAGCUCAAAUUCCCGAAAUGGGCAUUCCGGAGAGCCCGGGCAGAACGGGUUCGCGAAAGGCAAAGGCAAGGCGGUGCACAAUCCCGAGCCAGCCGUACAGGAGGAUCCCGCGCCUCCCAGGGAGGUCCUUUCACGGAGCGGUGAACAAGUGGAACAUACUAGCGCGGGCGCAGCCCAGCAGGCUGACCCGGAGAACCAAGUCAAAUGGGGGAAUGUUAUUAUGCGAGAUAGGAUGCUCGUCAAGUUUUCUCACACGGAGGGAUCGUCGUUGCCUGCGGAGUUCGACGAGAACGCGAACCGGACGACGAGCCAUUUGUACAACGAGGAUUGGGUGGAAUACAUUGUCGUCUGGAGGAAAGACAGGUUAGAGCUUUACAGAGAUCAUUUGAUGCCAUGGAAAGACUGGUCCACGGGCCACAAGAAGUUGCUGUUCGUGAUCCCGCUGGGUUCAUCCACGACAAGGCUAUCACUGUACUCUUUCGUUGAUCUGACGUUCUGCAUCGUCUGCCCUUCUGUGCCGUUGCGCCACCGCUCCAAACGACGAUGGCUUUACGGCCAGCGAACAGGACUCAACGCAUUUGUCUUCAAAAUGAAGAGCCGCACUAGAGCGAUUGACUGGCUCUACAAGCUGUGGCGGCAUCUUGGAGGGCAGCUUCCGCCCUUUUUAGAGAUUCGAUCUCCGAUUCUUGAUACACGCAUCAAGAUUGAUAUACCCGACAGUGGCGACGUUGCCGCUGCUUAUGCGGUUUUCAACAAACAGAAUAUCAUACGCACCUGCCAGGAGCGGCUGAAGCAAGUGGCAGAAUACAGCGACCUGUUAGAGCAUACGGUUGCUGCCCGUGGUGCGUUGGCAUUGGCUUGGCGUUCGGAGACGAAUCUCGAUUGGGUGUGGCAGCUGGAGGACGUCCAGGGUAGCACGCGAGAUUGGGCUAUCUUGUGCGGCCUCGCAUUACACCAGGCAGGGAAGCCUGCACAUUUGGAGGUUCGGUUGAAGGAACAUUAUCCAACGCGGCUCCACCUGAAAGAUGGCACUAGGCUUGACGAGCCGCCUGCGGUCGAAGGCUAUCUAGACCGCAUCCGUCCGAGUUCCCAGUUGAAGCAAGCGAUCUACUUGACGAGUCAUGACGGCUACCUGUUUUCGCUGCACUCCGCACAUGCCCACCAUCCCGCCCCGCCUGGCUUCUUACCAGUCGACUGCAAUCCUGAGACCCUCCAGCGGGAAGAAGUGCAUAGAGGUGCACAGCAGAUCCUGCAUGCUUUCGCGUUGCUGGACCUGCGGAGUAUCGUUGCCGUUCGGAGAGCAUUUCAGGUCGCUGCGAGACAUAGCGACCAGAUACCCGGGGGGAACAUGCCUGAAUGGGAAGACGUCGAAGGGUUCUGGGAGGACGUCGAGAGGUCGGAAAGCGACGAUGAGGACGCUGGAGGGGAGACAGGAGCCAAUGCCUCGAGGAACAGAACAAGACUGCAUAUGAGACGGUCGUUUGAGUUGCUGUUGACCACCGGCAGCGUGGUCAGGUUUGAGGCUUAUUCAUGCCAGAACGCGCUCGAAUGGAUCGUCCGGCUGCGUCCGCUGGUGUCGUACUGGAAGAAACGACACCAGGUCGACGCACGACGAGAAAUGGACCUUGCCUAUGUUAGGAUGGGACGUACUCGAAUCACUCCUCUGCAGCACGUCGUCCAUGAACAUGAUUCUCCGGAGGAUCUUCUACCCGAUCCAGCAGCGCCUCUUCCGGAGCUCAGCUCGUUCUACAAUUGGUGCGUGAUGGACGGGUGCAGGCCGAUGCUUAAGUGCGGCAAACUGUAUGCGAGCAAAGGUUUACAUGGGCGAUACAAGCACAUUCAGAUGAUUCUCACCUCCGGCACCCUUAUUCAAUACCGCAUCGCGGGACGACGAUCGCUACACCGUCGCCGACACAAGAUGAUCAGCCUCAUGGAUGCAUCUGUCGUCUCAGGGUAUCUCGCUGCACAGUAUCUGCCCGAAGGGCAAUAUGACCCUGACGCACCGCAUGAUGCGCGGCGAUACCAGGAUGGGCUAGAAACUGACGACGGCGUUGAGGAUACCCUGUUCAUGAUUUGGUACCGGUCAUCGAAAAAAGGAGAGAAGGGGAUCGGCGAUGUCCGUCGCACCGACAUCCCGCCGCUGUCGAUAAAGAGGAAGAUGAGCGUUUUCCGGACUAGGAGCAGACUUGAAAGAGAUGCUUGGGUGUGGGCGAUCAAUGUUGAGAUUGAAAGGGUGAUUCGGGAGACUCGCGAUAGAGAGGAAAGCAUCAGGGAAGCUGGGAAUAUUGUCAAGACUUGGUGA
Messenger RNA from Laetiporus sulphureus 93-53, 2715 nucleotides. RefSeq lists its product as uncharacterized. The transcript is spliced from 7 exons. Gene Ontology annotation, cellular component: prospore membrane. Gene Ontology annotation, biological process: ascospore-type prospore membrane formation; protein localization to prospore membrane. Bases 1 to 2715 code for a protein of 904 amino acids. The record is from RefSeq and is a predicted model, not a curated record. Lineage: Eukaryota; Fungi; Basidiomycota; Agaricomycetes; Polyporales; Laetiporaceae.